Heterotrigona itama is the source of this 2628-nucleotide messenger RNA. NCBI's taxonomy places the organism in Eukaryota, Metazoa, Arthropoda, Insecta, Hymenoptera, Apidae. The record is from the annotation of a GenBank genome assembly.
AUGAGGAAUGAGUAUGAGGUACCAGAAGUAGAGGAGAGAAGACAAGAGAAGAGAAGAGAAGAAGAGAGCAGAGCAGAAGAGAAGACUGUAGUGGAGAGGACAGGAGAGGAGAGAAGAGAAGAGAAGAGAAAGAAGAGAAGGGGCCAGAAUGACACCGUUCAUGUGUUACUCAUUGUUUUGCCGAAAGUGGUAGUAGGCGCAAUGGUGUUAACUACGUAUUUACUAAACGACGAAGGUGUAGUGGUAGGCGUUCUAGAACGUCAGAUGCUAGCGACGAAGGAAGUGGCUUUCAUUAGUAGUGGUGGAGGUGGUGGUAGUGAGCACGCGGCACACUUCGCGCUUCUCUUUGUAAGUUCCCACAGUAUCACGCACCUCGGAAUGUAUGGACCGAUUUUCUUCGUUUCCAUUCUGGGAGCAUUUCGUGAAAUUGCCGCUGCCUCGCAACACAUUAACAAAGAUCUCACGAACCACUACAAUGCUCGUUUUCACGUUUACGAAGAACCGUACAGUAUCGACUUCACAUAUCAUAAUUACGAGCAAAUGAGUCGUUUUCUACGAACAACGUCUCUUCGAUUUCAAAACCUCACUGCCUUAUAUUCUAUAGGGAAAUCCGUAAAAGGUCGUGAUUUGUGGGUAAUGGUUGUUUCUUCCUCGCCUUACGAGCAUAUGAUCGGUAAGCCUGAUGUAAAAUAUGUGGCCAAUAUACAUGGGAACGAAGCUGUGGGCCGUGAAUUAAUGUUACAUCUGAUUUACUUCUUUGUGACAAAUUAUGGAUCAGAUCCGUAUAUUACGUGGCUUUUAGACAAUACCAGAAUUCACAUUCUUCCAUCAAUGAAUCCUGACGGUUUUGAGGUUUCAAAAGAAGGAUAUUGCGAAGGUGGUCAAGGCAGUCAACCAGAGACAGAAGCUGUAAAGGAAUGGGUCUCGAAAAUUCAAUUCGUUUUAUCUGGAAGUUUACACGGUGGUGCCUUAGUUGCAAGUUAUCCAUUCGAUAACACGCCUAACUCGCUGUUUCAGAGUUACACUUCGGCGCCAAGUAUUUCCCCAGAUGAUGAUGUAUUUCAACACUUAUCGUUGGUGUAUUCCCGAAACCAUGGAUCCAUGUAUCAAGGAUUGCCCUGUUCGCCAUCUCAGCCGGGAUUUAAAAACGGUAUCACUAACGGAGCACAAUGGUAUCCACUCACCGGUGGAAUGCAAGAUUUUAACUACGUGUGGAAUGGAUGUAUGGAAAUUACAUUAGAACUUUCGUGUUGCAAAUAUCCUCCCGCGUCUGACUUGAAAUUUUAUUGGGAGGAGAAUCGCGUGGCUCUCAUUAAAUUUUUAGCGGAAGCUCAUAGAGGAGUUCGUGGAUUUGUUAUCGAUGAAAAUGGAAAUCCCAUUGAGAGAGCAUCUAUCAAAGUGAAAUCACGGGAUGUUAGUUUUCUUACUACAAAAUAUGGUGAAUUUUGGAGAAUUUUACUGCCAGGAAUGUACAAAUUAGAGAGACAUCCAAUUGAGGAUGAAACUGGAUCCAAUUUUUAUAAUGGAAACAGGGACCAUAUUAAUCGAGAUCAUGUAAUACAUUUUCGACCACAUUCUGGAACCAAUACUGCAUCCGAAGCAAAUAGCGGAAUUUUUUCAUCCCUUAGUAACGGAUUCAAUUCUUUCGUGAAUAAUUGGUUUGGGUGAUUAAUUAUAAGUUAGCGGAAACCUAAUUUUUUAAUAUUCUUGCUUUACGUUGGUCUCAUAAUAAUCAACAGAAAUGAAACGAUGUUGAAAAUAUUUAUCAUUAGUUAUUAUAUUAUUCUGUUAUUCUGUUCUGAAUGAAGAUAUAAUGGUUUAUUAAAACAGAUAUCAUUGAUAAAAAUGAUACUGAGAACUAUUUUCAAACAACAAAGAAAUUUUCUUUGUUAUUUGAAGAAGUUUGAAUCAAAUGUGAAGACCUCAAAUUUAAAUGUAUAUAAUUUGAUAUGUAAAUAUUAUAAUUCAUGCAAAUUAAUGAAUAUUAUUUAUAUUUUUUAAUUUUACAUAUCUCUAUAAUUUCAAUAUAAUUUAUUUUUAUAUAUAUAUAUAUAUGUUUAAACUGCUUAUUUAUAUUAUUUAAAAGUUAUCAAUGUAUUAGUCAUCUUUAUUUUUAUUUUUAUACACGAUUUAAAAUAUUUAUUAGUCCUAGAAAAAAUACUUAUUAUAUUAUGUUAAGCAUUUAAGAAUUAUUUUACACCGAUUCUGUAAACGAACAAAAUUAUUUCAAAACAACGCAAAUAUUUGUCACACUUUAUUUCUAGAUAUUUCUUCCUGUUCAACAUUUUGUUUUUAAUUCUCUUCUAACGAAUAGAAUUCUAAUCUGUUAACUAAAUGAACUUUAAAACUUUAUAAAUUAAAUUAAUUAAAAAAUAACUCGAAGAAAAAUUAAUUGUUUUAUACAUCAAUUAAAUGUUUCAUUUAAACUUAACGCUCACAAUAUAAAAUGUAAGAAGUACGUAAGUACAUAAUUUGUUUCAUAUCAAUUAAUUGUCUAUAUAAUAAUCUAAAAAUUUCACGAAAUGGUAUGAUGUACAAGGAAUAGAAUUUUUUGUGCAUAUUCGUAAUAAAUGUAAAUUUAUGUUAUUUAUUUUUUAAUAACAAAGACUAUUUAAUGAUAUAGAUUAA